AUGCCGGCCACGGGGGAUGGAGACCCGGCUAUGGGAGGCCCGGACGGCUCCGCGGGGGCGUGGGCCCGGGAGGCCAGAGCCGGCGACGGGGUGGACCGCGACUCCGGGCCUCCCGGGGCCCACCCAGCGCCAGCGCUGGGGGCCGAGGCAGCCGGAGUCACGGGGGCCCAGGGAGGCUCGGGAGUGGCGGCCCCGGAGGGCGAUAGCGCUGAGGAGGAUUCAGACAUCCAGCCGGCCGAGGAGGAGGAAGAGGAGCGCGAGGACGAGCUGGACCUCGUGGUGGACGAGCGCCAGUUCCCCAUGGCGGCCUUCCGCUUCAUGUUCCUGGACCUGAUGCACUCGCUGCUGCACAGCGUCUACCACAACAACCACACCCUCGUCCGCCACCGCGGCGGCCCCGUGAUGGUCCGGGCCCGGCCGUGCUCACCCGACGGCUCGGGCGGGCUGGCCGGGCUCCCCGCGCUCCCCGCACUCCCCACACUCCCCGCACUCCCGGCGUCCGAUGGGCCGGGCGAGGAGCCCGCGGCCCGGGAGCCGGUGGCGAAGGCCGUGGCCCGGAAGCCCGAGGAGCCCGAGAAGCCAAGCCUGUUGGAGAUGGCGGCCGAGGGGGCCCACGAGGCCAGCCUGUGGGAGGCGGCCGAGGAGGAGGAGGAGGGGGCCACCCUGUGGGAGAUGGCGGAGGAGGAGAACACCACCCUGUGGAAGAUGGCAGAGGAGGAGACUGAGGAGGAGCCCAAGAGGGCCAGCCUGUGUGAGAUGGCGGAGGAGGAGGACACCACCCUGUGGAAGAUGGCAGAGGAGGAGCCCACUGAGGAGGAGCCCGAGGCGCCCACCCUGUGGGAGAUGGCGGAGGAGGAGGCCGAGGAGGAGCCCAUCCUGUGGGAGUUGGUGGAGAACCCUGCCGCUCUUGAGGGUGAGCGGCCGGCAGGCGGGCCAGUGGGCGGGCGUGGGGAGCUGCAGGCCAGUGGGCGGGCCGGCGGGCGCGGGAGCUGCAGGCUGCAGCCCGGUUGGUUGGGGACCCGGGAUCCAGAGGGACCCAGGCUCAGACGUGGGCCUCGGGAGGUGAAGCCGGGAGUCGGGGCCUCCACGAGCUGA
Messenger RNA from Hippopotamus amphibius kiboko, 1095 nucleotides. RefSeq names its product cancer/testis antigen family 47 member C1 (gene CT47C1). Bases 1 to 1095 code for a protein of 364 amino acids. The transcript has a single exon. NCBI's taxonomy places the organism in Eukaryota, Metazoa, Chordata, Mammalia, Artiodactyla, Hippopotamidae. The record is from RefSeq and is a predicted model, not a curated record.